This is a messenger RNA of Priceomyces carsonii, 1728 nucleotides long. RefSeq lists its product as uncharacterized. Bases 1 to 1728 code for a protein of 575 amino acids. NCBI's taxonomy places the organism in Eukaryota, Fungi, Ascomycota, Pichiomycetes, Serinales, Debaryomycetaceae. The transcript has a single exon. The record is from RefSeq and is a predicted model, not a curated record.
AUGGCCAAUGUUUCACCAUCUUCGGGAAAGGUUGAUGAUUUCCUAACCAGCUUAUCUGAAUUGUCCCAACAGAGAUUGAAAGAAGACCAGGAACGGCAGCGACGUUUGCAAAGAAAUGUUGAUGAAUUGAGACUUAAUCUGGCAAAAAAUUCACCUGUAAAGAGGUCUAGGGAACAGAACACACCAGUAUCACCUGCCUCAGGUUUUUCCGGCUCUUAUACGAAUGUGGGUGGGCAAGAGCAGCGUGAAGAGAAGAUUGGGAACAAAGUUCUGGCUAUCAACAGGUCCAAUGGAAAUGAAAAUGGGAUUGACUCAUCAUCGGAAGAAGUAGGCUCGAAAAAGAUACCGCCAGCUAAACCAACGAAGUCUGAUUACUUGAUAUCUAACCCUUCGGGCUUCUCGAUUAACCUAGUUCAACCCGUUGCUCGAAAGCCAAAUGUGUUGUCUUCUGAAUAUAUAAAGCCAAAGCCAAAGCCAACACCUACAAAACAGAUUAGCUUGGGCUCAAAGCAACAUCAGUCUUUCGCAGAUAUAGAAACAAGCAUAAAGAGUGGGCGAAUACUGUCAAAUGCUUUAGGACUUGAUCCUGAACUAGGCAAAGAAGGGUCAAGACCAAGACUUCCUACAAGACCUUCUGAAAGAGUUGAAGAUGACGAUGAAAAGAAACCGAGACUACCAACUCGGCCAACUGAGUAUUCUAGUAAUUCUGAACCUGACUCGGGACCACCACUUCCUAUUAGGCCGAAGAAUGUUGAUGAUGAGAAGAAACCGCUCCUACCACAAAGGCCGUCUCAUUUGUUCUCGAGUAAUCUACCGAAUUCAUCGAAGAACUUUAAAGCGAGCUCUGAGCUGAAACCGAUACGCCCUUCGAAACCAAGCUCUAUUCAGCCAUUGAAAAUCAAUGUUGAUCGGCCAAAAAGAUCUGAAGAUAAGCCCGAAUUUUUGGUCCAAAUCGAAACAAUGAAGAAUUUAAGGCCCAAUUCAGGGACCAGUUCUCAACUUCAUGAAAAGAAACCGUUGAUUUCGGAUAAGAAACCAAAACCGGCCAUUCUGACAUUUGCAGAGAGAGAUAAUGAGAUUCUACUGCGUGCCAAGAUGAAUCUUAGCUCAAAAAAGCCACCGCCAAAGCCGCUGAAGGCAUCAUUGAAACCCUACGAAGAAAAUGAUGCAAAAGAGCUUUUAGAUCAAAAAAACAAGCUAGGUAAAAGUGAAGAUGCAAAAAAUAAUAGGAUAGAACAGCGUUCUGAUGAAACUUCGGGCUCACUAAAUUCUUCAAGGGCCCCAGAUCAUGCCUUAUCCAAAGGUUCUAGGAUACCCACCAAUUACAGUCUACUGAAGGUUCAAACAGAGCCAAAAGUUGGCCCUGAGACUUCUAUUCAUGAUAGAUUAUCCUCCAUUUUAAGAGCGGGAACCGCACCUGAAUUAGCCUCUUCCACAAGAAAGACUCCCGCAGUUGCCAAAUCGGAUCCAACUCCAUUGAAGGAGACGCGGGAGUUGGUGCAUGUGAAUAAAAGUCGCUCAAAGGGCCCAAAACGAAGAUUACCCAAGAGCAUGAAGCCAUCUUCUCUGAAUGAUACCACGAUAAAUAUUAAUCAAACCAUUAAUGAAGAAGAGCAUUUAACAGUUCCUAAAAAGAACAAAAAAGUUCCACCACCAGUAAAUAAGGCUACGAAACCUAAUAGAGCGGACAUAAAGCCCAGAGUAUUCAGUGGAGAGGUUUUCAUAUAG